Messenger RNA from Lobosporangium transversale, 2400 nucleotides. RefSeq lists its product as hypothetical. The coding region runs from base 142 to 2400 and encodes 752 amino acids. The transcript is spliced from 3 exons. The record is from RefSeq and is a predicted model, not a curated record. NCBI's taxonomy places the organism in Eukaryota, Fungi, Mortierellomycota, Mortierellomycetes, Mortierellales, Mortierellaceae. Gene Ontology annotation, molecular function: oxidoreductase activity.
CUCCCCCCUUUCUUCCUUCUCCCUUUUUCUUUUCAUUCCUCUCCAUUCAUCUAUUUCAUUCAUUUCAUCUUUAGCUCAUUCUCUUUUAUUUUCCGCUCUUUUUAUUUUUCUCUUCCAACUCGACUCACAUAACAAAGUAUCAUGGCUGGUGAGAAUCUUCGUUUUGAUGGACGUGUCGUGAUCGUGACCGGUGCUGGUGGUGGACUCGGUCGAUCCCACGCUCUUGCUUUCGGUGCCCGUGGUGCUUCUGUGGUCGUGAACGAUCUCGGAGGCUCUACCACUGGUGAGGGUUCUUCGACCCGUGCCGCUGAUGUGGUCGUGGAGGAGAUCCGAGCUGCAGGAGGCAAGGCCGUGGCUAACUAUGACUCUGUGCUUGAUGGUGAAAAGAUCGUGGAGACUGCAAUGAAGGCCUUUGGCCGUGUUGAUAUCGUCAUCAACAAUGCCGGUAUUCUUAAGGAUGUCUCGUUCGCUCGCAUGACAGAUCAACAGUGGAGUCUCAUCUUUCAGGUCCACGUCGAUGGUGCCUACAAGGUCCUCAAGGCUGCCUGGCCCAUCUUCCGCAAGCAAAAGUUUGGACGUAUCAUCAAUACCACUUCUGCUGCUGGUCUUUACGGGAACUUUGGUCAGGCUAAUUACUCUGCUGCUAAGCUUGCUUUGGUUGGUUUGACCCAGACUUUGGCUCUCGAAGGAAAGAAGGACAACAUUACCUGCAACGUCAUCGCUCCCAUGGCUGCUUCUCGCAUGACCGAGACUAUUCUUCCCCCAGAUAUGCUUGCUUCCUUGAAGCCAGAGAUGGUUACCCCCUUGGUCGAGUACCUCUGUCACGAGGAGACCACCGAAACUGGCUCCAUUUUCGAGAUUGGUGCCGGGUUCGUUGGCAAGCUUCGCUGGGAGCGCACUGGUGGACAUGGCUUCCCCAUCAACAAGGACUUGUUGCCUGAGCACAUCAAGGAGAUGUGGUCCAAGAUCACCGACUUUAAUGAUGGUCGCACCACUCACCCUACGUCAACUUCAGAGUCCAUGGAGAGCAUCAUGGCCAACUUUGAAAAUACUGCUAGCGACUCAGGAGCUGGUAGCGGUAGCACUAAGGUCCUUUCAGACGAUGGCAAGGUCAAUGUUGACGCUGCAAAGGCACUGAAGUUUGAGCCAGAUGUUUUCACGUACACUGAGCGUGAUGUUAUUCUCUAUAACUUGGGCAUUGGUGCCACUCGCAAGGAUCUCCACCUCGUCUAUGAGAACAAUGAGUCCUUCGGCCCUGUCCCUACCUUUGGUGUGAUUCCUUCCUUCACCUCCAUGAACUCUAUUCCUUUUGGUGAACUUCUUCCUUCGUUCAACCCCAUGAUGCUUCUUCACGGUGAGCAGUACCUUGAGAUCAUCAAACCCUUCCCCACGAGCGGCAAGUUGACUUCCACUCCUUAUAUUGUUGAUAUGUUGGACAAGGGCAAGGGAUGUGUCUUGACUAUUGGUGUCAAGACUACCGAUGAGAAUGGCGAGGAUGUUUGCGUCAAUGAGUAUACUAUGUUCAUCCGUGGCUCCGGCGGCUUUGGCGGCAAGAAGGAGGGCACUGACCGUGGAGCUGCUACUGCUGCCAACCAGGUCCCCAACCGUAAGCCCGAUCAUGUCGUCCAGGAGAAGACCCACGAAGAUCAGGCUGCUCUCUACCGUCUUUCCGGUGACUGGAAUCCUCUGCACAUCGACCCUGAUAUGGCCGCUGUCGGUGGCUUUGAAGUCCCAAUUCUUCACGGUCUCUGCUCAUUCGGUAUUGCUGGUAAGCACAUCUUCAAGACCUACUGCAACAACGACCCUGCCUCGUUCAAGAACAUCAAGGUCCGCUUUGCCAAGACUGUCAACCCCGGUGAGACUCUUGAGACCUCCAUGUGGCGUGAGGGUAAUAAGGUCAUCUUCCAGGUCCGCUCUGUGGAGCGCAAUCAGGUCAUCAUCUCGAACGCCGCUGUCGAGCUGCAGGGUGAGGCCUUGAAGGCUGCUACACCCGCCGCUGCUGCCGCUCCUGCUGAUGCCCCUGCUGCUGGUGGCGACUUCAAGUCUGCUGCUGCAUUCGAGCAGAUUAAGGCUGGUAUUGAUGCCAUGUCCUCAGCCGAUCGCCAGGCCCAAGUUAAGAAGGUCAAGGCUAUCUUCCAAUUCGACCUUACGAACGAGGCUGGCCAGACUGCAACCUACCACGUCGAUCUCAAGAAUGGUGAGGGAUCUGUUGGUGCAGGUCCCGCCAAGAGUAAGCCCGAUGUUGUGAUUAGCACAAAGGAUGAUGUCUUUGUUGAUCUCGCCUCCGGAAAGGCCAAUGCCCAGAAGCUGUUCAUGUCUGGACAAAUCAAGGUCAAGGGUCAGGUCAUGCUUGCCACCAAGCUUGGUGAUAUCCUCAAGGCCAACAAGUCUAAGUUGUAA